Messenger RNA from Pogonomyrmex barbatus (red harvester ant), 4732 nucleotides. RefSeq names its product ras GTPase-activating protein-binding protein 2 (gene rin). Gene Ontology annotation, molecular function: mRNA binding. The record is from RefSeq and is a predicted model, not a curated record. Gene Ontology annotation, cellular component: cytosol; ribonucleoprotein complex. Lineage: Eukaryota; Metazoa; Arthropoda; Insecta; Hymenoptera; Formicidae.
CUGCCGCCGCCGCCGCCGGUUGCGCCGAGGUUCCCCGCGCGAGAACGCCUGAAUCAGAUAUCUGCCUUAAUAAUUUUAAGAUUUUACAGUCGAAACGUUUAGUUUGCUGUUUCCAGCAAAAUACUACUCUAGAAGAUACAAAAUAAAAAAAUGGUCAUGGAGGCAUCUCCUUCGCCACAGAGCGUCGGUCGGGAGUUCGUCCGACAAUAUUAUACGUUGCUGAAUCAAGCACCGGCUCACCUUCACAGAUUUUACAAUCAGCAUUCUUCCUUCGUGCACGGGGGAUUGGAUUCCAAUCGGGAGUGCACCCCGGCGAUUGGGCAGAAGCAGAUACACCAGAAAAUUCAACAGCUGAAUUUUCGCGACUGCCAUGCCAAGAUAAGCCAGGUUGAUUCCCAGCUUACGCUUGAAAAUGGUGUUGUCGUCCAGGUAUCUGGAGAAUUAUCUAAUGCCGGGCAACCAAUGCGUCGAUUCACCCAAACUUUCGUACUGGCUGUGCAAGCGCCGAAAACUUACUACGUGCACAAUGAUAUCUUCCGCUAUCAAGACUUGAUAUUUCCGGAUGAGGAUGAAGCUGAUGUAAGUGGCGGAGAUAGCGGGGAGAGUGGCGAAAGAGAAGUUGAGGAAAUUGGUCGAUCUGAACCCGAGGAAGAUGAACAUCAGACUCAGGCGCAACAGCUGUCGGCUCCUGCUCAAGCUGCCGAGCAGCAAGCUCAACCACCUCUCAUUCCGACGCAGCAACCUCCGCUUCAACAACAGCAGCCGAUGUAUUAUGCUGCACCACCCCAACCACAUGUUCAUCCGGUGAUACAGCAAGUAUUGAAUGGAACAGUGCAUGAAGAGACAAUUAAUCAACAACUACCACAACAACAACAGCAGCAGCAACAGCAACCGCCGCCACCACCUCCAGCACAACAGCAUCCAUAUAUAGCCGAACCAGCCGCUCAAUCUCAGUUUGUACAGGAGGCAGAGCUGAGUAAUGGUGAGCAGCAACAGCAACAGAGCGAGAAUGAGCCGCAGGCUCAGACAGAGGAGAGGAACGAACAACCUGAGACAGAAGCGUUCACCGCAUCUACGCAAGAGACCGAACCUGAGCAUCAGGUUUCCAACAUCACUGUCAACAGCAGCGGGCCCAAGACGUACGCUACCUUGGUAAAGUCUUUCCCAAACACUACUACUGGUGCUACUAGCCCACAAGCUCCUAAACUGUCCAUGUCUCCGCCACCUAUGACAAAUCUACGUUUGGAUGACAGAUCACCAUUGCAUCCUGCAAAUAAUGGACCAGCAUCAACAACGGUGUCUAAUAAUGUAUCUGCAGCUCAGCAACAAACUCAUCGAGUAAGUGGAAAUCAACCACCUCAACAACAACAACAGCAACAACAACAACAACAUCCUCAGCAGCAACGAGUUCCAAGAGGAGGAUUAGUACAAAGAGAUGGAGAACGUCGUGGCACAAGAUUAGGGCAAUACAGUGAUGCUCAUCAACUUUUCCUGGGUAACUUACCACACAAUGCCUCUGAGAAUGACCUGCGCCAGGUAUUCGAGCGUUAUGGUAGAGUCGCUGAAUUGCGCGUACACAGUAAAUCGAAUGACAGAUGCAAAGGUCCACAAGGUGGAAAUAAUACCGCUCGAGUACCUAAUUACGGAUUUAUUACAUUUGAAGAUAUACAAGUUGUGACUAAGGUGUUGAACUCUUUGCCUAUCUAUUAUCCUGACGAAAGUGGACAAAAAUUAAAUGUGGAGGAAAAGAAAGUCAGACCUAGGCCGAUGUUAGACGGUAGUGGCGGUAGAUUGAAUUCUGGAGAUGGUGGAAUGCGAUCUAUGGGUGGCCAACAACAGCAACAACAGCAGCGCGGACCAGGUGGACCUGGGAGCGUGAUGAGAGGAGGACAACAUGGUGCGCGAGGUGGUCGUGGAGGAUUUUCACGGGGUGGUGAUGGCGGUAGGGGUGGUGGCAUGCGACAGCCAGGCAAUCCAAGUAAUCCCGGAUAUCAAAACCGUCGCUAAUACCGGCCACAUUACGAAACAGUUGCAAGAGCCCCUUCUUAUUUCGUCUCUAUCGAAUAAAAGUCACCGGUACCACGACACAUCUGUCAUCUUCAUUUUGAGAAGCGGAAUCCAGGACUAUUUCGUAUGUCAUAUGACCUCAUCACUGAUGCCAACCUCAUAUGCUUAAACGUCGCUUGCAACAACGUUCGUCAAGCAACAGCAACAGUCGAUAUUAGCUGACGCAGCUCAAAGAGAAAUCGUACGAAACAUGAGCUCGAACAUGAAUGGCGCGCCAAUCGAAGUCUCGGACGAAGAUCGUUCCUCGCGCGAGACUUCGAGCUCGGUGUUGUGUGUGUGUGUCUAAAAUUAUCGGUUAGGUAGCCGAUGAUUAUUGGUUCGAAUUCGUCCUUCGUACAUCGAUAACCGGGCAAUCCCGUAGGACUUUGCGACGCGAAGCACUCAUAAGCGGAAUGCAAUUAUAGAUACACACAUAUGCAUACGCAUACACACACGUGCAGCCGUGUGACAAGUCCAAAAAGAGUUUACAGGAGAACGUUGUCGGAGUGGAAAAUUUUAGUGCAAACGAAAAAGAGGCGGCGGAACGUGAUCUAAAAUCGGGAAAUGUGUCGAAACUCUUUGUGAGGCGAUUUUUAGAGUGGUGCGCGGUAUUUAUUACUCCGCGCAUUUCCUUCGGCUCGCCAGAUCGCAGGACGAAAAGGCAGCGGAACGAAUUCCAACGCAAAUCGUACCAUGUAACUAUGGGACAGCCAAGCGAGAUCAAAGAGAAGAAGUCGGAGUGUCGCUGUGACAUGCGUAAUCUCGUGUACGCUUUCGAGUCGACUCACCAAUCGCUGACAAAACGGUCCCGACAAAACGCCGCGGAUGAAGAAUCGGCGUAGGUAGCAAUCACACGGAUCGAAUUCCGACAAAAACGACUACAGGAUUCCAAGACUGUGUCCCGGUUGCACGCGGCAGAAGAAAACAGAAAGAUAAAAGAGGAAAAGCGACAGUUUCUUUUCUUCUAUGAUCUUUUUCUCUAUUUAUAUCGCCGAUCAUUGAUUGACCGGUAUCAAUCAUGGACAAGAAAAUGCUUCUAGACUGCGGCAACUGGUCUCGCCGGUUUUUUCUCCCUCCCUCCCGCUCCAUCUGCAUACAAUCAUCCUGGCCUCGUCUCGUUUGCAGUCCGGAACUUUUUGUUCGUGCUUGUCGUACUCCUGGUCUCGUUAUCCUUCCCUUUCCCUUUCCUUCUAGAUAAAAUUAUAUUCUCCUAAUAUCUUUCUGCGCUAAUUCAUUCUCUCAUAGAAUUUUCUAGUAUCUACCUCCCUGUCCCUUCACAUACUUAUUACUACUUUUGUUUAGGUGAAGUUAGUAAGGAUCGCGCGCGUGCAUGGUCUAUCGUUGUGUCGCUCAAUCGCUAAAUUGUCAGUCACGUGACAGCGUUUUUACGAAGGUUAAUAAUAUUUUCUAACUUUUAAUCGCAGAACUACACCGAGUAUUAAAUGUGAACUGCAAUCGGCACGGUGCGGAAAUGUGUCCGAUGUAACGACAACGUUUCCGUACUAUGUAAACCUAAUUGCAGGAACAUCUUUUUCGGUACAGAACGCACUUACUUUUGUCUGGAGACAAUAUUUAUUUGCAUUUCUUGAUGAAGUACAUUCGUAUGCCGCAAACUACUUAGGGCAUAAAGCGAAACAAGAAUUCUAGUCAGCAACAGCGUUCACAAGCAAUGCGCGAGAGGAGUUCUGCGAUUAUUAUUGAUUGGGCGAUACGUUUCUCCUGGCCUAUCAGCCUCAUUCCUUUACGAAACUAUCGUAAUUUUGGAAAUGAUCAAUCUGAAAUUCACGCGAUACUGUUACACAUAACAACGUCAAGUGCAGAUUUUUAAUUUAUCUUUUUCUUGUCGCAAUGAUAAUAUGAAAGGACUCAAAAUGUUGCACUUGACAAUAAGUAUGCAAGAAAAAGAAUAAGCGAGAAUGAGAGAGAGAGAGAGAGAGAGAGAAUGUUUGUGUCUGCAUUUCUUGUCGUUGUGAUCAAGAUCGUGAAGAUUGUUAACGUAGAUCACGCACGAGCGCGACUCCAUCCGCAGUAGUCUGUAAUCGAAAAGGAAAAAAAGGGAAAAAAAAAUGAAAAUGCGUUGCGACGACCCGCGUCUGGGACAUGGCGACCGCGCCCCCGCGACUCCUCGGGGCCCCGCCUCAUUUAACGUUAUUUUUUUUUUUAGCAUGCACUUUAGUGAUUAAUAUUUGUCAUGUAGUAUUAUACGCGACAUCGGUGUCUCGUUUAAUGCAACUCGACAACGAUGACGACGACGAUGACUGAUAAUGACGUUGACAAUGACAAUGGCGGUGAUGACAACGCGACCGCUUUGACGCAGACGCGGAUAAAGGGUAGGUUUCGCGUGGCUGCGAUUCUGCGGUUUGCUAUUUUCGGAAAGUAGAUAAAAAAAAAAGAAAUAAAAGACGAGUAAAGCCAACAAGUAUCUCAAACAUGCGUUGGAUGUAACGUCUCAGUCUUAAGCCUAUAUCUAUAUUUCCGUUAUAAAUAUUUAAACAAAACGCUAUGUAGGAAAUAACGAAGAUUCGAUCCAUCGAGUCCUUUCCUUUAUAAGUUAGUUUAGUAACGCGCGAAAACAUAUUUUGAAUUUUUGUCUAUAGUUAUCACGUAAUUGGCAUAAACUUUAGUAUUGUUAUAAAAGAAAAAAAAAAAAAGAAAAAUUGAUCAUUAAAUCUGAACCAGAAAUAUA